Oryctolagus cuniculus (rabbit) is the source of this 2419-nucleotide messenger RNA. The record is from RefSeq and is a predicted model, not a curated record. NCBI's taxonomy places the organism in Eukaryota, Metazoa, Chordata, Mammalia, Lagomorpha, Leporidae.
UGGUGCUUUGCAGGCGAGGGAGGCACCUUGUGGGAGGCUUGAGUCUGGCGAAAGUCGCCCUAGUCCCAAGCCGCUUCUUGUUUUAAAAUGCAGUCCUGUUGUUCUUUGUCAGACACACCCACACGGUCACGUCUUGGGCCCUGUCUUGUCUUAAAAAGCUGGGCAAUUGCCGGCGCCGCGGCUCACUAGGCUAAUCCUCCGCCUGCGGCGCUGGCACACCGGGUUCUAGUCCCGGUCGGGGCGCCGGAUUCUCUCCCGGUUGCUCCUCUUCCAGGCCAGCUCUCUGCUGUGGCCCGGGAGUGCAGUGGAGGAUGGCCCAAGUACUUGGGCCCUGCACCCCAUGGGAGACCAAAAGUACCUGGCUCCUGCCAUCGGAUCAGCGCGGUGCGCCGGCCGCGGCGGCCAUUGGAGGGUGAACCAACGGCAAAGGAAGACCUUUCUCUCUGUCUCUCUCUCUCUCACUGUCCACUCUGCUUGUCAAAACAAAACAAAACAAAAAGGCGCUGGAAAUCUGGAAUUAUUCUCCGGCGGCUGCUGUGUGUCACCUAGUGGCCCUCCCCAAUCCCUUCUUGAUUUUUUUCCUUUAUAUCUCCUCCCCCUCAUCCUCUCCCCUGUGCCACUUCGGCUACCCUUACUCCCACUGCUUUAUGUUUUUUUUUCCAAAGAUGUAUGAAUUUAUUCAAAGACGUAUUUUGUUUGUUUGAAAGGUGGAGAGACAGAGAAAGAAAUCUUCCGUCAGUUGGUUCACUCCUCAGAUGGCGGCAGCUGCCGAAGGCGGGAGCCCUGGGCUGCAUCCGGGCCUCCCACAAGGACCCGCAUCUGUGUCCGACACGUGGGCUGCAUCCGGGCCUCCCACGAGGACCCGCAUCUGUGUCCGACACGUGGGCUGCAUCCGGGACUCCCACGAGGGCUGCAUCCGGGUCUCCCUCGUGCGCGGCCGGCCCAGCGCGGGAUCUUCCUCAGGAUCGGAAGCCGGGCCACCGGCGCUCAGGGCGUCGCAGGUCCCGUGUUGAGAAGAGAACCUCUGGGAAGCACUGGCUGUCAUUUCUACCCAGACUUGGGUGUGGUGCACUCGAGAGCACUUUAGAGGCUCCUCCUUCCCAGUGACUGCAAACGGGACUCAAGUGCCCAGGUCCUCUCGCCGCAGCCGCACGGCCUUUACCCCCGACCAGCUGGGGAUGCUGAAAGCUGUUUUAGAAACCAGCCGCUGCCCAGAUUGGAGCCAAAAAGAAGAGUUAUCAUCCGAGCUUCAUCUGGAUGCCUAUGGGAUCAAGACCUGGUUUAAAAAUCAGCGCGCCCAGCAAAGAAAACUGCAGCGAAAGGGCCAGCCCCGCCAGCCCAGCGAGUCCACACCUCAGCCUCCUCCUCCGCCUCCGCUGCCACCACCGCUGCUGCUGCCACUGCGCCGCCACCGCCGCCGCCGCCGCCAACAUGCUCGGAGCUCAGCGCGCCUGCGGAGGAAGAGCAGGGCCCCGGGGGCUCCCAGGCGCAGGGCCCCGAGGCUGCCGAGGACCCGCUGCCCGCCGAUCUGCACAACAUCCAUCUGGACUCCUCUGCGCCCUGGGCUUCGCUGCCUCAUGACAUCGGGGAGCUCGUGCGCAUGUACCGCUUGUUCCAUGACGACGAGCCAGACGACUAGCAGAUAUCUGAAGCCCCAGACUUCAAGGGCCGAAUUUUUUCCAGUCCUAGAAAAAAGAAAAAGGACGAAGCAGUCUGUAGGAGCCCCUGCCGGCGACCUGGAGACAGCCCUGGAGGGACCACUCCUCUGCCUUGUUCUUUACAAAAGCAAAUGUGCUGGGAGUUUGGGGGGCUCUCUGGGCUGGUCCGAGGCAUCACAGCCUGGAGGCUGGUUUUCUGUAGUGUGUGGACGUUUUGUAAUGGUGAACUUAGAUACUUGUGAAGUGCCACAAGAAGACGAUUUAUGGGGUUCCUGAGGGCAGUCAGGCGGGCCUGGCGACCUCGCCGCGGCCUUGGCCCCCAGCCGCCACCAGAGUCCGGGGUCGCCGCCACCGUGGAGCGCCAGGGGGCGCCAUCGUAGACAACGCGAAAUCCAGGGCCGCAAGGGCGUGGUGGCCACGUUCGUGGGCUGCCGUCCUCCGCGUGCUCUCGGGCGGUGGGUGGGCAGCGGGCCUCCCCGGGCCACGCACGAGGGGACGGGCCUGAGACUCGGGCGCCCGGACCCGCUUUCCAGUGGUCAAGUUCUCCCAGAGUUCUCGCCUCUGCUUCCCGCAGGUCGCUAGGCGCCUCAGGCCCGCCCCCUUGCUCUUACUGUCCAAUCAGGAGCGAGGGAGGGAUUCCUUCGGGCUCCAGCAGGGCAGGGAUAUUUUUUUCUUUUUUCUUUGUUUGAAGGCAGAGUUCAGAGCGGUAGAGUUAGUGAUGAGAUAGAGGUAGAGAGAGAUACAGAGAGAUAGAGAUAGAG